Messenger RNA from Perca flavescens (yellow perch), 2035 nucleotides. It is a transcript of the gene itgbl1, whose product is annotated as integrin, beta-like 1. The record is from RefSeq and is a predicted model, not a curated record. The transcript has 11 exons. Bases 188 to 1639 code for a protein of 483 amino acids. Gene Ontology annotation, molecular function: integrin binding. NCBI's taxonomy places the organism in Eukaryota, Metazoa, Chordata, Actinopteri, Perciformes, Percidae. Gene Ontology annotation, biological process: cell adhesion mediated by integrin; cell migration; integrin-mediated signaling pathway. Gene Ontology annotation, cellular component: integrin complex; cell surface; focal adhesion.
UGUAUGGAGAGAGCUGUAGUUGGCCUCUAAAGGGAUUGAGCCAGUUCAGGCCAGCCUGCUGCUCUUUCUCUCCUUCUCUCCUUUUCUUUUCCCUCUCACUCUCUCUUCCUGUCCUGUCUGUUUAAGGAGAGAGAGAUUGGGAAAUUCCUUCAAGCUACUUUACUUCAGGUUUCUGUGGGAUUUAAACAUGCACACUGAGAUUUUGGUACAGUCCAUGUUGGUGCCGUUGUUUCUGAUUCUGCUCUCUACCGUGGAGGACACUUUGUUACAAUCGGUGAGCCGGGUGGGUGGUGUGUGUAAGCUGUCCACAGAGUCAUCCCUGCGCCGCUGCCGGACACCGGAUGGCAAGAUCUGCAGUGGGAGGGGAAAGUGUGACUGCGGCAUCUGCAUCUGUGAGGCCACAGAUCCAGGGAAGUUCUACGGUCCACGCUGCGAGUGCCAUGACUGGGUCUGUGCUACACAUAAUGGGAAAAUCUGCAAUGACCGUGGCUACUGUGACUGUGGACCAUGUGAGUGUGAUGAAGGCUGGUUCGGAGAUGCCUGCCAGUUCCAGGAGGAGUGCAACCUACCGGGCAGGAAGAGCAAAGAGCUUUGCAAAAACCCACAGGGGGUGUUAUGCUCCAACAGAGGCACAUGCCACUGUGGAAGCUGCAUGUGUGACAACAGGGGUCUGGUGACGGGGCGUUUCUGUGAGUGUGACGACAGCGAGUGUCUGGACGAGGACACCGGAGAGGUGUGUGGAGGCCACGGCCAGUGUUACUGUGGAAACUGCUACUGUGCUGCUGGUUGGCACGGAGACAAAUGUGAAUUCCAGUGUGACAUCAGCCCAUGGGAAAGCAAGCAGAGAUGCACAUCACCAGAUGGCAAAAUCUGCAGCAACAGAGGGACCUGUGUGUGUGGGGAGUGUAACUGUUAUGAUGUAGAUCCCUCGGGCAACUGGGGAGAUAUCCAUGGAGACACCUGCGAGUGUGAUGAGAGGAACUGUCUUGCAACCUACGACCGAUACACGGAUGACUUCUGCUCAGGUCAUGGCCAGUGUAAUUGUGGCAGGUGUGACUGCAAAGAGAAAUGGGUUGGGAAGAAGUGUGAGCAUCCUCUGUCCUGCUCCCUGUCUCUGGAUAGCAGUCUGAAGAAGUGUCGAGGAACGUCCAAUUUGCCCUGCUUCGGACGAGGUCAGUGCCAAUGCGGACUGUGUACUUGCUACCCACCUGGGGAAAGUCGUAUUCAUGGCAAAAACUGUGAGUGUGACGACCGUCAGUGCGAGGACCUCAACGGAGAGGUCUGUGGAGGUCACGGUUACUGUUCAUGUGGACGCUGUAUCUGCGAGGAGGGCUGGUUCGGGAAGCUGUGCCAGUUCCCCAGGUCUUGUGACAUGAGUGACGUUCAGAGCAAAGAGCUUUGUGAGACUUCUGAUGGUGUCAUGUGCAGUGGAAAAGGUUCCUGUCACUGUGGCAAAUGCAUGUGCUCAUCCCAAGACUGGUGGGUGUCCGGAGAGUACUGCGAAUGUGACGACCGAGAGUGUGACAAACAUGACGGCCUCAUCUGUACAGGGAAUGGGUUGUGCGGUUGCGGCAACUGUGAGUGCUGGGAUGGCUGGACGGGAAACGCUUGCGAAAUCUGGGUGGGAGUGGAGUACUGAGGAGAGAACACUAGUUUUAGAGACAAGAGGCCUGGCUGCCCGGAGCGACCAGGAGCACGGUGGUCAUGACCAGGCUGGUAAAACGCCACAGCCAGGAAAACCACUAGAGGAGGGAGAAGAAAAAACUAAACAUGGAUGUAAUUCUGCAUAUCACUAACAGCAUUCCUUCUUUUAUUGUACUGGUUACAAAUGAUCCUUAAUACAAGUGGGUAUUGUAGGUGUAAAAGAAACAUAUUACCAUGUAAACAUUUGUUUCCAAAACAGCUUUAUGUAUAAUUUACCUUUUUAUAAUGUAGGAACGCUUACAUAUUCAAGAUGGCUACACAUAAUAGGAUGCAGGUACAUGACAAAUCCAAAUGUUGUAAAGGGAAGAAUUAUUAAAGUUACAUUUUUGGA